Molecule: messenger RNA, 3338 nt
Organism: Xenopus tropicalis (tropical clawed frog)
Lineage: Eukaryota; Metazoa; Chordata; Amphibia; Anura; Pipidae
Source: RefSeq
GGCGCGGUGAGAGGCUGGCGCUGGGAAGUGUCUGUAGCUAAAGCUCUUGCUGCCCCUCGGAAGACCUUAGAGUGAUUUUGCAGAUUCUGCUUGUUGUUUGCCUCUUAAAAACGCCAGGAUGUCCAAGAAAAUUAAUGGUGGUUCUGUGGUAGAAAUGCAAGGAGAUGAGAUGACAAGAGUUAUAUGGGACCUGAUUAAAGAGAAGCUAAUUUUGCCCUACGUAGAGUUGGAUUUACACUGCUAUGAUUUGGGCAUAGAAAACCGUGAUGCCACUGAUGAUCAAGUCACAGUGGAUGCUGCAGAAGCUAUUAAAAAGUACAACGUUGGCAUCAAAUGUGCCACUAUUACACCUGAUGAGAAGAGGGUAGAAGAAUUCAAUUUGAAACAAAUGUGGAAAUCUCCAAAUGGAACUAUCAGAAAUAUUCUUGGAGGCACAGUGUUUAGAGAGGCCAUCAUCUGCAAAAACAUCCCAAGACUUGUUUCAGGAUGGGUCAAACCUAUUAUCAUUGGUCGUCAUGCAUAUGGUGACCAGUAUAGAGCAACUGACUUUGUGGUGCCUGGGCCAGGUAAAGUGGAAAUAUCAUUCACACCUAAGGAUGGAGGGGAGGCCAUCAAGUAUGUUAUCCAUAAUUUUGAAGACUGUGGAGGGGUUGCGCUCGGAAUGUACAACACAGAUCAAUCCAUUAGAGACUUUGCACACAGUUCUUUCCAGAUGGCUUUGUCUAAAAGCUGGCCCCUGUAUAUGAGUACCAAAAACACCAUUCUCAAGAAAUAUGAUGGGCGAUUCAAAGAUAUAUUCCAGGAAAUAUAUGAGAAGGAUUACAAGUCCCAGUUUGAAGAAAAAAAAAUCUGGUACGAACACAGGCUUAUUGAUGACAUGGUAGCACAAGCAAUGAAAUCUGAAGGAGGCUUCAUCUGGGCUUGCAAAAACUAUGACGGGGAUGUGCAAUCCGAUUCUGUUGCUCAAGGUUAGAAACAAAUGUCCACCUUUAAAACUGCAAUACACGCCUAUGUUGAAAACGUAUUCUCUAUAUUCCAGAUCUAGACCAUGUAGUUUUUGUACCUAAGGCAAUGUGCCUAUAAUAUUUGGCACAAUGCCCUAUAAAGCCCAAACUGCAAGUUCCCCUUUUUCUUCCUUUUUUGUUGUGCUUAGCACACAGAGGGAGCCCAUGCUUUUAGGUUGAGAGCUGAGCGCAGACUCACUCUUUAAAGAAAGACCUGUGUCACACUGGGAUGCACAUAACUAGGUUAGGAACAGGUAGCUAAUUAAAGGUACUCUUUUUUUAUAUUUAUGGGUAUAAAUAUUAAAUGUAUUUAAAAAUAAUGCAUCCGAACAAGUUAAUCCUAAUUUAUUUAUAGGCUGUGUGGAUGAUAGUUCCAUAGACCCAUACCCUAUUAGAAUGCUAAUAAUUUACUAACAUGUAAGCUGUACAGAUGCUCAAAGGAAGCAUAUUCUACCCUUUUUCUGAAAAAAAGGAGAGAUGAAAAAAGUUAUGGUUGAUAUAAUUUAACUGAACAGAAAAUUCACAAAAUUUGGCUUGUCCUCCUAACUUUGAAUUUCUGUCUUGUUUUAUAUUUGAUGAUGCAGUGCAUGUCAGUUUAUUCACAACCUUAUAUAUCUUUUGUAAGGAUAUGGCUCUCUUGGCAUGAUGACAAGUGUGUUGAUAUGUCCUGAUGGGAAGACAGUGGAGGCAGAAGCAGCCCAUGGGACAGUAACCCGGCAUUAUAGAAUGCAUCAAAAAGGACAAGAAACAUCAACCAACCCCAUUGCUUCUAUCUUUGCCUGGACAAGAGGCCUGGAUCAUAGAGCAAAACUGGAUAAUAACCAAGAACUUAAGAACUUUGCAACAACCUUAGAGGAAGUCUGUGUUGAAACCAUUGAGGCUGGAUUUAUGACUAAGGACCUUGCUGCUUGUAUUAAAGGUUUACCAAAUGUGCAGCGAGCUGACUACUUGAGCACCUUUGAAUUUAUGGACAAACUAGCUGAAAAUCUGCAGCUGAAACUUGCUGCUCACCCUAAGCUGUAACAGAGAUCUUACUGGGAGAACUUAGCUGUCAUACACUGCACUUGGUUUACAACUUCUCAAAACGAAGUUAAAUGUCCGUCCCUAGUUAGUGCAUAGGUGAACAAACUUGAACUUUACAUUUAUUUGCAGUAAUUUAAUUGUAACAGAAGGUUCUAAUUUACAUAUUAUGUUUUGUUGGUAAUUCAGAACCAUAAAUAAAUGAACUUCUCAUUAUACUUAAGGGGACCACUGCACCCUCAACUUAAUAUAUCAGCAUAAAUCAGGGAAAACAGUCUUAUUCCUAAAAUAUUUUAUACUGUGCCUUCAAGUAAGAAAAUGCUUUGCUACAUGUGGAUUAACAUAAAUGGUUAUCUGGUGCAUAGCUCAUAUGUGAUUAAGACCUGGAAAAAAAUUGUACAGGUAAAUACAAACCAUUACACUUGUGAAGAUUUGGAUUCAUUUAUUUUGUACAGCGUACAAAAAACACUGAUCAGAAUGUGCUAGUAUAAAUGUUUUCAUUACUGGCAAAUGUUGUAUUCAUUUACUUGAAACUGCAAGGCAGUUCACUACAACAGAGAUAAGACUGAAUGUUGGUUCCACUAGUGUAUUGCUCUGGGGGAUCCCCUGCAUAUCGCACAUGAAACUGGCUCUGUAUGUAGCCAGAGUUCUUUACAAAAUGUUAGUGUAAUUCAAUGCAAUUUGUUGACCAGGCAAUGAGGAGUGUACUAAGGAGGGGGAAAAUGCUUCUAAUCACCCUAAUUUACUUGUAUGGUAAUCCCCUGCAAGUGUCAUAUGUCCAUCUCAGGCGAAUGUUGCAUAUUACCGCUGACUGUCGUGUUUCUGAGCAACAACUUCCUUGGGCAGGCAAUUGCUAUUCAAGUAAAUGGAGAUGUGAUUUUUAAGGGCUCUGUCCCCCCCCGCCUCCACCAUGAGCACUCCCAAGUCAUGGGCAUAACAUGCUUGAUAUUGUCUGCCAUUUAAUAUCCAAUACUUUUUCUUUUGUUAAUUAAUGCAGGCCUGUUGUUUUACUAGUUAAGUAACUUUUUUGGCUCAGGAAUUGUUUUUUUACAGACCACAUUUAAGGUUUCCUGAUAACUAAUCGUUUGUACAUAUUUCUCAUGUUUAGCUUUAUUGAAAUUACAUAUCAUUUAUCUGUACAGAAUUAUUCUAGGUUACAAAAAGGUAUCAGCCUGAUUGUCUGUUAGUGGAGGUCUAUUUUUUUACUCAUGUUAAUUGAAAAGUAGGCCUUUAACAUAAUGAACACUAUUACCUAUUGACUCAUUUUGCAUACAAAACACAUUUGUUCUCUGUUUUAAUAAAUUUUAUGCAGUA